Molecule: messenger RNA, 476 nt
Organism: Prorocentrum cordatum
Lineage: Eukaryota; Dinophyceae; Prorocentrales; Prorocentraceae
Source: the annotation of a GenBank genome assembly
GGCGCCGUUCAGGAGCAUUUCGAUCGUCAAGAUCACACGCGUAUCGCAGAAUCCAUCCCGAGAGGCGUUGCUUCUCCCGCCACGGUGGUUCCAUGGCCGACGUUGCGGAUCCUGCUGAGCCGCUGCAACCUGGUCGAAGCUGUCAUUCCGGCCUUGAACAUCAUAGACGUGGCCAAGACGGACACCCUCGACUUGUGCCGUUGGCCGUUGCGGACCUGGUCGUGCGAGAGUUCUUCGGCGCCGGCCCCACCAGUCAGCCGCUGCUCGGACCCUUCAGCGCCAGCGACCUGGCGCCGCGGCUCCUACGGCGUUUCUUCGAGACGUUCGGGGACCGGCAGCAGGGCUUGGCACAGGAGAUGCGGCGCGCACACCACAGGCAAGCAGACACCGAGAAGUGCACUGACUGGAAGUCGUCGCACAGUGAUUUCGGCCGCACGUUUCACUUAGUUCAUGUGUCUCUGCCUUGUAUCCUCUAG